Messenger RNA from Raphanus sativus (radish), 789 nucleotides. Its product is annotated as ATP-dependent zinc metalloprotease FTSH 2, chloroplastic-like. Gene Ontology annotation, molecular function: ATP binding; ATP hydrolysis activity; ATP-dependent peptidase activity. Gene Ontology annotation, biological process: proteolysis. Gene Ontology annotation, cellular component: chloroplast thylakoid. The record is from RefSeq and is a predicted model, not a curated record. The transcript has 4 exons. Lineage: Eukaryota; Viridiplantae; Streptophyta; Magnoliopsida; Brassicales; Brassicaceae. Bases 1 to 789 code for a protein of 262 amino acids.
AUGAUAAUAGACUUUCCUUCGCCGGAGGAGGAAGAGGAAGAGAUUCUCGUCUCGUCUCGUCGCCUCGCGUCGGGGAAUGAAAAUGAUGAUGGGACUCGUAAGCCGAGUCUAGUGGCAACCUUUAUCUCUAUUUAUUAUUAUUCGCUUCCAUCUUUCUCGCCUAUUGGAUUACCGGUUAUCCCCGGUUCCCGGUUCCAUUGGUUUAUUUUACUCUUGGCUGGUGCUGGGAAGACGCUCUCGGCGAAAGCUAUUGCCGGGGAAGCUGGUGUGCCUUUCUUCUCCGUCUCCGGAUCUGAGUUUAUUGAGAUGUUUAAGGCCAAGGAGAACGCGUCUUGCAUUGUCUUUGUAGAUGAGAUUGAUGUUGUUGGUAGGCAAAGAGGAACAGGAAUUGGUGGAGGUAAUGAUGAAAGAGAGCAGACUUUGAAUCAGCUGCUAACUGAGAUGGAUGGGUUUGAAGGUAACACUGGUAUUAUCAUUGGUGCUGCAACCAAUAGAGCAGACAUCUUGACUCUGCUUUUGCUGAGGCCGGGACGGUUUGACCGACCAGUAAGUGUUGAUGUUCCAGACAUCAAGGGGAUAACAGAUAUUCUCAAGGUUCAUGCUGGUAUUAAGAAGUUUGAAAAUGAUGUCUCACUUGAAGUGAUAGCGAUGAGAACACCUGGAUUUAGUGGAGCAGAUCUUGCUAAUCUGUUGAAUGAGGCUACCAUAUUGGCUGGACGACGUGCCAAGACAGCGAUAUCAUCGAAAGAGAUUGAUGACUCCGUUGACACUUUUUUAAUGUGUACGUAA